Messenger RNA from Podarcis lilfordi (Lilford's wall lizard), 8531 nucleotides. Lineage: Eukaryota; Metazoa; Chordata; Lepidosauria; Squamata; Lacertidae. The record is from the annotation of a GenBank genome assembly.
AUGUCCCCGGAGAGGGAGGCGCGGAGCAAGCGCGCAGGGACGCCGCGGAUGCGGAUGCUGUUCCCGCUGCUGCUCCGCCUGUGGCUGCAGCCGUGCGCCGCCGACUACUGCAGUUGGAAGGGCAGGUAAGCCGCGGGCGGAGAGGGCGAAGCAAAGCGACGCGGAACUUACGCGCCAGAGGAAAAUGGAUAUUAUUAUUAUUAUUAUUAUUAUUAUUAAUUCAAUUUCUAUAUCCGAAGAUCCCAGGGCAGUGCACAACAUCCGCUGAGGAAAUGGAUAUUAUUAUUAUUGUUAUUAUUAAUUCAAUUUCUAUAUCCAAAGAUUCCAGGGCAGUGCACAACAUUAACAGUAUAAUUCUCAUAGCAUAAUAGCGUAAUUUUAAAUACCUGGCAGAUUUAAGCACAUUGUCCUGGCAAACAGUCUGAUAGGUUUAAGUCCCACUGAGUUCAAUGGAAGCAAUUUCAACUUCGCUCUCCCACUGAACUCAGGGAUUUUAAGGCUGGGGCAAUGUACACUCCUCCAACUGCAUAAAAUAUUGUUCUCCUGAAUGCAGUGAGGCUUAUUUCUGAAUGUACAGAAUCACGCUACACAAGGCUCCCCACCACCUCCCCAUCAAGCUCUAACUUUCUGCAGUUCUUAAAUACGGACUGCUUGUUCUGAAAUGAUCCCUGUAUAAUUACAUUUUUACUUGUUUUAAAAAAGCUAAAACUUUUUUGUCUCGACAAUGAACAGAAUGCGUCAAUUUGCUACGUAAAAGCAGCCAUGUUCUGCUCUGUAAUCUGAAGCAUAUAGGUGCUGAAAGCUGAACUGACAUCUGUAAGUCACGUUGUUAGAUUUGAUAUUUGACUGAGUAGAAAAUUUCCCCUUUAGCCUCUGGCCUACUCUGGCUCAAAGACUGACUUCCUAAAUAUCUGUCCCAAAAUUGCUAUUGGUGAAUGUGACUCCAGUCCAGAGAUAAAUUUAUAUGUGAGGAAACAUACACACCCGUCAGAAGACCAAAAUUGUUAGUUUUAUAUGUAUGAAUUUGUGUGUGUAGUUUUUUAAAAAUUAAGAAUAACAUGAAACAACACACAAAAACAACAAAAUAAUGUGUAUUGGUAACUAGGUGCAAAGCAAAAUGCAGGUUUUGUGUAUAAGGCAGAAAAUAGUAGCAGCAUACAAUCAGAACCUUAGAAUGGUAGGCUUGGAAGGGAUCCUGAUAACAAUCUCUUCCAGCCCACUGAAAUGCAGGAAUAUACAGCUAUCCCACAUGCGAAUUGAACCUGCGACCUUGGUGUUAUCAGCAACAUGCUCUAACCAACAGAGCUACCCAGAGAGCCAGUGUGGUGUAGUGGUUAAGAGCGGUCUCGUAAUCUGGGGAACCGGGUUCGCGUCUCCGCUCCUCCGCAUGCAGCUGCUGGGUGACCUUGGGCCAGUCACACUUCUCUGAAGUCUCUCAGCCCCACUCACGUCACAGAGUGUUUGUUGUGGGGGAGGAAGGAAAAGGAGAAUGUUAGCCACUUUGAGACUCCUUAAAAGGGAGUGAAAGGUGGGAUAUCAAAUCCAAACUCUUCUUCUUCUUCUUAAGUUAAUAACCAAGCCAAAAAUAUGUAUGAGUUACAGGGAGGGGGGGAUGAGGUUCCUUUAGGUAACAGUUGGAUGCGGGUGGCGCUGUGGUCUAAACCACUGAGCCUCUUGGGCUUGCCAAUCAGAAAGUCGGAGGUUUGAAUCCCUGUGACGGAGUGAGCUCCCAUUGCUCUGUCCCAGCUCCUGCCAACCUAGCAGUUUGAAAGCACACCAGUGCAAGUAGAUAAAUAGGUAAACGGCAUUUCCGUGUGCUCUGGUUUCUGUCACGGUGUUCUCUUGCACCAGAAGCUAUUUAGUCAUGCUGGCCACAUGACCCUGAAAGCUGUCUGUGGACAAACGCCAGCUCCCUUGGCCUGAAAGCGAGAUGAGCGCCACAACCCCAUAGUCGUCCUUGACUAGACUUAACCGUCCAGGGGUCCUUUACCUUUACCUUUACCUUUAGGUAACAGUUGAUAACAGAAAUAAAUCUGAAGCAAAAUCAGCAUCAAAGGGAUCCUUUUGUUGUUGUUGUUGCUCCACGCAUCAUUCUAAAGCUUUGUGUAUGUUUAUCAGUCAGAGCAAACUACCAUACCCAUCUCAACAGUGUGGUUAGCUUUGAUGAAGGCUCUCUUCUCCUCAAUGGGUGGUUUCUUCUGCCAGUGUUAAGGAAAUUCAUUCAGUGCCACACUUUAGAGAUCCGGCCUGAUGCCCCAAUCCUGAGAGGGGUGGUUUAUUGGCUUGUUUUGGGUUUUAUUAUGUAUUUUGUGUUUUUAUAUUGUGGUGUUAUAUUGUGAACAGCACUGAGACCUGCAGGUAUAGGGGUGGUAUACAAAUAAAAUAAAAUAAUAAUAAUAAUAAUAAUUCCAUCCGGACAAAAACACUCAUGGAGGAGGCGAAGCACGGCUGGUAAGGGGUGUGUCUUAUGGCAAGGGGUUUGGUUAUGGAAGGAGGUGUGGCCAGAUAGAGAGAUUUGGUUGUCACAGCUGUCCACCCCUCUGUUUUCCAGCGGCUUGAGCUGGGAGCCCCGCUCCCGUGCGGUGGAGCAGGUCCACCUGCGCUGCACCGAGGGCUUCCUGGAAUGGAUGUACCCGACCCGAGCCCUCCGCGUCAUCUUGGAGCCCAACCUGUCCAGCGCUCAGCACACUGCCGUCUGCAUCAAGCCGUCCAACACUUUCCAAGGUGCCAACAUCUACGUGGAGAGGGACGGGCAGCUCCACCUGCUGCUGAGUGACGCUGAGGAGCCCCGCCUGCACCAAGUCUCCUGCUUCAGCACCCGCACGCCCCAGAGGGUGGCGCUUUUCCUGCAGGCCAGUCCUCAGAGGGACAUCAGCCGCAGGACAGCCAGCUUCCAGUACGAGUUGCUGAGCAACAAGACUGUCACAGGCCCAGACUUCCAGAAAAUGGCGCUCGUGGAAGGUAAACGAUUACGUGUGGGUCUCAUUUCCCCCAGUUUGGUGUUCGAACCUCAUGUGGGGUCGGGGAUCUUCAAGUUCACAUGAAAUAACCCCAUCCCACCCCAAAAGCUGCUCAUAAAACAAUUAGAUCAAUAAAAUAUCAAACGUAUAUAUAUAUAAGAAAAAGCAAGCUAUUCACAUCAGCAGCUGCAACCAGGUCAAAAGAUAAAAUGAAAGCAAAGCCAGCCAAUCAAUCAGCUAUACCAGAAGCCCUGAAGAGCAAAAUAAAACUUUUACCCAUUUUUCUGCUAUUAUUAUUAUUAUUUAUUAAUUAGUAUAUAUUUAUACCUUGCCUUUUCCCCUAAAGGCAGCUUACAGAUAAAAACAUAGGGAAAUAUAGGGAAAACAAACAUUAAAAAAUAGUUAAACAUUGGUAGUAUUAAAGCUCUGUACCUUGGUUUUUGAACAACUUAGUUCUCGAACGUUUUGGCUCCUGAAUGGACUGUUCUGAAGUGACUGUUUCCAUUUGUGAACUAUUUUUGGAAACCAAACACCUGAUGAGGCUUCUGCAGCUUCCGAACAUUUUGGAAGCCAAACGGCCUUCCAGAAUGGAUUCCAUUUGACUUCCAAGGUACAACUGUACAUAUAUAUAAUCUGUUUAAAACAUACAAAUAAUUACAAUCCACCAACAAGGCCCCCUCUUGCAUCCCCACCAGUUAAACUAUAAAAGAAUUAAAAUAAUAUACAGUGGUGCCCCGCAAGACGAAUGCCUUGCAAGACGGAAAACCCGCUAGACGAAAGGGUUUUCUGUUUUCAAUGCGCUUCGCAGGACGAAUUUCCCUAUGGGCUUGCUUCGCAAGACGAAAAUGUCUUGCGAGUCUAGAGAUUUUUUUUUCGCUUUCCCCCCCCUUUAUCUAAUCUGCUAAGCCUUUAAUAGCCUUUAAUAGCCUUUUAGCAGCUAAUCCCCUAAGCCUUUAAGCCUUUAAUAGCCGCUAAACCGCUAAUAGCGCUAAUCCAUUAAGCCGCUAAUAGGGUUGCUUCGCAAGACGAAAAAACCGCUAGACGAAGACUCUCGCGGAACGGAUUAAUUUCGUCUUGCGAGCCACCACUGUAAGAAGAAACAUGUUGAAUGCUAUGAGCACACAUUCCUAGUGAACCAUCCAAGAUAUCUAAUUCCAGAGAGUGCUUGUCUUAAAAAGACCUCGCAGCUCAUUUAUUUGUCAAAUGUCCCUAUUUUCACUGGAGAAAUAUUGGAGGGUAAGAAGCUGACCUCUGCAGGCCUGAGCAAUCGACAGAAAUUAUGUACUGCUUUAGAAACAGAUGUUCCUGAGCGGAUUAUCACAAGACCCCUCAAGGUCAGAGGUGAGGAACCUGUGACUCUUCAGAUGUUGUUGGGCUGCAGGCAGCAGGGCCAAAAGAUGGAGUGAAUGGAGCUCAGAUUCCACUCCCUCACCCCAUGUUACAGAAAAUCAUACAAAUGCUCUCAGAUGCUCAGAAUGAAGGCAAAACUUGAUCCAGGUGCCAAUGAGGUCGUUGUACCAGGCUCACCGUUCGGGACUCGUUUAAGAGCCCUCUAGCAACCCUCCUUAUCGACUUCGUGUUUUCCUUCCCCAGCUAUGUGCCGCCCCUGUGACAACAUGGAACUUCUCAUGGCUAUUUGCAGCAGUGAUUUUGGUAAGUGAGAUGGCAUGAGAACAUCGUUUUUUGGAGAGGUGGAAACGGUGUAGUCCUGUGCAUAUUUAGAGUCAGAAGUAAAUUUAGAGUCAGAAGUAAAAUUGCUGAUCAGCUGUUAAGUUCGAGCAUAGCCUAGUGCCUCUGAGCACUGGGUAUCCUCACUGGUGAGGAACUGCCUAGCAACAGCCUCUCAGUCUUGUCUGAAUUGAACUUCAGUUUCCUGGCCCUCACCCAGUCCAUUAUUGCAACAACGCAAUAAUGACUUCUGGGGGGAACACUGCCAAGCUCCAUGGGCUCUCUAGUAUGAGGGUUGGUCCAUGUUCUUUAACAUCUGUAUGAAACUGCUGAGCAGGAUCAUAGAGAGUUUUGGAGUGUGUGGUCAUCCACAAGUAGGAAGGGAAUGGAAUGACUGCAAUGCAGUCUUCUCAAUCCCAAACACAAAGUUGCUCCAGAAGGAUAUCAUGGUCUAUGGUAUUGAAAGUGUUAAGAAAUUGAGGAAGGUCAACAGAGUCACACUCCCCUAGUCUCUCUCUCUCUCUCUCUCUCUCUCUCUCUCUCUCUCUAUCUCUAUCUCUAUCUCUAUCUCUCUCUCUCUCUCUCUCUGUGUUCUCGAACGGUUCCAUUUUUGAAUAUUUCGGUUCCCAGAAUCCAAAAACCUGGAAGUAAAUGCUCUGGUUUUCCUUGGAACUUUAAUGUCCGACGCUGCUUCUGCUUGAGUGCAAGAAGCUCUUGCAACCAGUCAGAAGCCGUGCCUCGGUUGUCAAAUGUUUCAGAAGUCGAACGGUCUUCCAGAAUGGAUUACUGUACAUUCAACAACCGAGGUUUGACUGUCGAAAACUUGUCUCCUGCAGGACUAACUGGUUCUGGCAGGAUCUGGUAUGUACCACUGAGAUGAGCCCUACAAUGGUUCCACACUGCUAAUGGUCUUUAAGGUUCACAUCACUGAAAUGCCAAGCAAUGAUUUUCAUGAACAAAUGGGUCGUCACAGAUAGAACUCCAAUCAUGCCUAGUGGUGGCCAUUCUGUCUUCUGUAACCACUUUCCUGGGAGUAAGAUCCAGUGAACUUAUAUAGCCCUGCAAGUCGUAUGAACAGGCUCAUAGUGUAAAGGUCUCCUCAAAGCCAAUUCACAUCACUAUUAGGGGAGGGCUGGGGGGUGGGCAUCUUUUCAAGCCAUGAUGACUUUUAUUUUUGUCGCCAUCCCAGACCGAUUGUGAACUUCAGAAUGAUCCGUCACAUACAUCUGGCUCCACUGUAUUCAUGUUCUACAUUGAAAUCUGGGUCCUCAGGAUAGCAUUUAGACAGCCACUGCCUUGAGUGCACCCUGAAUUCUGCCUGACAAAGCACCCCUCCUCAUUAAAUAUACCAUAGUUUUCGCUCUAUAAGACUCACCGGACCAUAAGACGCACCUAGUUUUUGGAGGAGGAAAACAAGAAAAAAAAUAUUCUGAAUCUCAGAAGCCAGAACAGCAAGAGGGAUCGCUGCGCAGUGAAAGCAGCAAUCCCUCUUGCUGUUCUGGCUUCUGGGAUAGCUGCGCAGCCUGCAUUCGCUCCAUAAGACGCACACACAUUUCCCCUUACUUUUAAGGAGGGAAAAAGUGAGUCUUAUAGAGCAAAAUAUACAGUAUAUAUUUUUAAAGGCCUGUGGGUGAAUAAAUCAUCCCUAAUUUGGUCACAAGCCCAUUUCCACACCUAUAGCUCUCAGACAACAAUUUCUACUUGUGAUCGAAAAUAAGGCACCCCAAACCAACUAAUCAAUUAUGGAAUUUGUCUGCAAAAGAAGGCAGCGCUUGAAAUCUUCCCCCUUUGAGGAUAAUUAUCUCACUCAUGUCAUAGGCACAAAGAACUUACUUAGGAAGAUUUCGGGAACUUCCUUAGUUAAUCCAAUUUCCUGGAGCCACUAGCCUUUUAGCAUAACAGAUGUCCCCCUGUUCUGUUCCCCUUCUCCCCCCACCCCCGGCACUCAGAUUCAGUCAAGUCUAUUGACAAACUAUAAUGCUCUUGUUCCUCCUGCUCCAAGUUGCUCCUGAGGUCUGAGGGCCUCCGCUCUUAAGAACCAUAAAGCUAAGUGUGCUUUGGGGGUCAAUUGCACUUCCACGACCAGUUAUUUGAUCUAAUCCACACACACACACACACACACACACACACACACACAAACCUGGUGGUGGCAACUGCUAAACUCAGGGCAUGGAAGUGAAGCCAUAAAUAGAGUCAGUUCUAAGGGCUAUUUCGUCUGCUCUGUGGAUGCUUCAAGUCUAAAUGCCCCCCACCAUGUGGCCUUCAGCACAACAUCUGUCAGUCGUUUAUGUGUGUUUUGCAGGCCCAGCAAGGAGGAACUUCCUCACUUGAGACCCCGGUAACCAGUGCUGGAUUUACGCAAAAGCAAAACAAGCUAUAGCUUAGGGUCACACUGUCUUGAGGAUCCCAAAAAAAUUAAAGGGGGGGGGGAACUGGAUGUACAUUUUCAAAAUAUAAGAUAAAAAACAAAUAAAAUAAAACCUACAUACAGGAACAGUGCUUUGUGUUGUGUAGGCUCCUAUGGUGUAAGUAAUGGGCCCCGCCUGCUAGCCUGCUCCCUAAAAUAUCACUGGUUUGCUCUUUUCUAUAUAUAGGGUACCUAUAUAUAGGUCACCUGUUGCAUGGCAACAUGUGCAAAUGGCUUUAGAUACCUAUGAGGUCCAUAAAUAUAGCGUAUAUUCAACACAAAAAACAGCGACAAUUUGUUGUUGACAAAGGACAGCUGGACACAUGAAGGGCCCCAUUACCUUCAGAAGCGUAGGGCCUCAUCAGACCUAAACCCGGCCCUGCCGGUAACUUAAUCAACUGAAAAACAGUGGGGCUCAUUGCUUUAGCUAAGCAAGAGAAGGAGGGAAAUGAACUACCGGCUUGAGCAGAGUAGAAGACGUUGGGCACAUUCGCACAUGACAUUUAAAGCACCGUGAUACCACUUCAAAAACGUCACCGUUUCCCCCAAAGAAUCAUGGGAAGUGUAGCUUACCAAGGAUGCUGAAAAGCAUCAGGAGACCCCCUAUUGCCCUCACAGAGCUACAAUUCCCAGCGUUUUCUGGAAAGAGGGACUGACUGUUAAACCACCCUAAGGACGGUAGCUCUGUGAGGGGAAAGGGGGUCCGCUGACAACUCUCAGUAACCUUAACAAACUACACAUUCCAUAGUUAUUUGGGGGAAGCCAAGCCAUUACUGUAUAAAGUAAAAGGUAAAAAAAGGCAAAGGACCCCUGGAUGGUUAAGUGAUGUCAGAUGAUGGGCAUGGUUUGGGGGAAAUGGAAUCGUGGGCCAAAUUAGACCCACUGGUGGGCCAAGUUUGACCCACAGGCCCAGAUGGAAUCUUCACCCCUAGAGUUACACCUGUCUUCACAUUGUUGGUUUUCAGGUGUCAACUAAGAAACAGUUUUCUUUGCCCAGGCUUGAUAAUGCAAUAUUUAAUCCUUAGCAACAUUACAUGAGUCAGUGUUUUGAUGAUUCGUUGUUUCAAAAUGCACUCACCUGUUUUCAAAAUUAUGUUUGUUGCGGAUUGCCCUGUGCCCAUUUGGAGGAAGGGCGAUUCAUAGUUCCCUUAUAAAUAAACACGCAAAAUUUACACCUAGUGGUGAGAGGAUCGAUCCACAACGUCACCCACGAUGCGGAGAACCACAUGUCCCAGGUGGAAGUCGGCGCGCGGCGGGUCUACAGGCAGAAAAACCAGAUCUUUCAGCAAGAUAAAGUGAGCGGCGAAUGGCGAGGACCCGUCAAGACCUUGCUGCAAUGUAAGGUGAAGAAAGGAACCGGCGAUUUCCUCUUCACGGGCAAUGAGCACUUUGGGGAAGCUUGGCUGGGCUGUGCCCCGCGAUUUAAAGACUUUGGUGCUGUCUAUCACAAAGCUAUUGAGAGGGGGGCAAAUCCCUGCGAGUUUCCAUUUGACUAA